AAUUCAGUAUAGAAUUGUUGAUCGUUUAUUUCGUAUGUUGUUGCCCGCAGUCCAGUGAAAAUAUUUUACCUAAUAUUACUCAUAAAAUUGAUUUGGAAAUAUAAAAACCUCCGCAAAAUGGUGCCCACACCAAAUAGUUCUCUUAAAGAGGAAGACAUUGAAAUUCGAGUGAUCACACAGCAGGACUACAAGAGGGUGUUGGACUUCUUGUCGCUCUAUUUUUUCGGCAAUGAACCGUUGACGAACAGCAGCGAACCCAAGGAUGAGGUGGUGGUGGGCGUUGACUUUGUAAUGAGCAACAUAGAACAUGGCACCUGUCUGAUGGCCGUUCUGAAGGGGUCAGAUGAAAUAAUGGGUCUUACCAUGACCGGCCCAAAGGGCCCCGAUGAAGCUGAACACAUGCAAAAAGCAGCCGAUGCCGAGGGCAAUACCAAAUGGGGCAAGAUUUUACAAUUUCUGGCAAAGGUCGAAAGGGAUUCCAAUGUCUACGAACGCUACAAUGUCACCAAGGUGUUGCAUGUUCUGGCCACAUGUGUGGAUGUCAAAAUGCGGGGCAUGAACCUGGGAGCUCGCCUCUAUAAUGCCGCACUCGAAAUGGCCAAAUCGAUGGGCUACGAAUUGUUGACAGCCGACUGCACCAGCUUCUACUCGGCUCGCAUAAAAGAAAAUCUAGGCUGGGACCGCAUAAAUGUGGCUCCCUACAAAGAUUUCUAUGUGGACGGCAAGCAGGUGUUUUGCCCCGAUCCUCCACAUGAGAGCUGUACAACGUAUGCCAUUCGAAUUUGAAGAUAAGAUGUCACACAUCUUAUCUUGGGGAGUGUGAAGAAGUGAUUGUUUGUAGCCUUAAGCAUUACAAAUUGAUAAACAAAAUGAGCAAAGUGUUUUAGUGUGUGUGCUUUAGUAAUAAGCUUAAAAUUUUUAAAAAGUAAUACAUAAAUAAAAAAAUCAAAUUCUAUUGGUUAAGAA
Molecule: messenger RNA, 966 nt
Organism: Stomoxys calcitrans (stable fly)
Lineage: Eukaryota; Metazoa; Arthropoda; Insecta; Diptera; Muscidae
Exons: 1
Coding region: 118-786 (222 amino acids)
Molecular function (GO): N-acetyltransferase activity
Source: RefSeq, a predicted model, not a curated record